CGUUUCAAAGAUUGGUUACCGCACGCACUUCCCUUUCCAUCAUUAGUAUGAACGUGCCAUACGCCGCGUCGCCCAAAUAUACCAGCUACCUGGUACCUAUACUCACUGCCUUACCUACCUACCUACCUUUGACUAACCAACGCGCUCUCAAUCCAUCCCACGGAAGAACGGUCGGACUUGUCAGCAGGCGAGUCGUGCAAACCGCGCACUCUGUUGACUAGGUAGGUAGUAAUAGUAGGUCGGGUUUCAUGCAUUACCAGGCCGUCCUCGCAUCUACCCAAUACCUCGGUUAAAACACACCAAUUUGUCGCUGUUGUCGUUGCCCGGCUUGCGAACUGAGAUAUGGAUGAGGAUUCGCCAGAGUUGCCAGAAGAAAACCAGGGCAAGGCAGCUUCGUGCCUCUUCUUGAAACUGACUCGGAUGCGUGCGUCAAAGUAGCCGGCAGCCACUCCAUUUUACCCCUACUCUCACCCAGACCUGCUUGCUUUGCUUUAGAAUUAGACUACCUUACCCACAUACAUUAGCCCGAGGCCUACCGCUCGCAAAUGCCAAAGUCCUAUCUUCCAUUGUAUCUGAUCUGCAGCCAGAUGGUCGAUCGCUGCCUUCGUAAGACGAGCGGGCUUAGGCGCUUCCCUCCCAGACUCCAACUCCUAAAACACUGCAUUGAUUCGGUUUCUCGCAUGCAUGCAGUUCCGAUCCUACACGGUCGCCUUUACAUUGUCCCCCAUUUCUACCUACCUACCCACCUACUUAACAAGCUCAUGACAUCGAAAAACCAAAGACUCUCCUAGCAUAGCAUUCAUCCGGACGUUUCAUUUCGUGCAUAGAAGCCCCGGUAGACCCGAUCCAUGAAGCUUGCAGCAAAUACAGAUUCUCAUUAUCCCGGAAUUCAUCAACGCUCGCCGUCCGGCUGAUUAACUCUUCUCCACCAGUGUGAAUGGGGUCGAAUUUAGACAUGCCAGGUUCCAACGCGAACGAGCCAUCUUCAGCUAUGGCACGGAAACCAGAGGUGGCCUUGGCAGGUCUCCCCGAGGAGAUUCUUCUUGCGAUAUUACUCUAUCUGGAGCCGGCCGAUAUUGCUCGAUUACAGCAAGCGUCCCGAAAGUUCUGCGGUCUGUUUCGGGACAACACCUUCUGGCGCUCGAUCUGUCUCCAGGAGUCCCCUUUUCUUGAGAGUUACAAUCGCCGGCGAGUUGGUGGUCUCUACAACUCAAGUCCAAGCCCGGACUCUCUUCAAAGAAUUGCCAUACAGGUCAACCAUGAUGAGGAUAUCAAAUCCGAAUGGCAGGCCCCUGUUAAGAAGGAGAGGCGUCGGAUAAUGGCAAACUGGGACCCGACAUAUGUGGGCGAGGACGUCUCGUGGUACAGCGAGUACAUACAGCGACAUGGGAAAAUCGCCAUCAACUGGCUUCAGCAGCCACAAAUAAGCGAAGGCUCCGAAAUGCGGGUGAAUGAGGUCAAGGGCGUGGCCCUCUAUCGCCCAGAUAACCCCGAAUGCGAGCCGGGCAGGGCAGGGUCCGUUUUCGCUGUGUCUCCAUUGGAGGACGGAUCGGUGUGCCUGUGGGAUGUCAAUGGUACUAGGCGCAAACCUGGAGGUAUCGCCGUCAAGAGCGAACCUGGGAUUCUCUUUAUUGAUGGGCCAAGGGGUAACAAUAGCCUGCGCUCAAAGCGGGUCGACAGUGGCGUUACUGAGUGCGUUGCUGUUGACAGCUAUCGCGGCAGGGCAUUUGUAGCGGUCCAAAGUCAUCUUCUCGAAGUAGACCUGGAACGGAUGUCAGUCGCAGGUUGCGAAUCUUUCCCAUGGUCAAUCACUACCAUGUCGACUGCCAACCCAGAUCUCCCCUUGACAGUUGGGACUACCCAUGGCUUGCAUAUACAUGACCAUAGAGCAAGAGGAUCUGCGAUGCAGCGUGUCGAUGAUGGAAAUGGGAUUGACCAAUUUGACAGGUCAGGGGCCAAUGGCUACUACGAGAGAUCCAUGCGGGCGCUGUUCGCCGACGAUCCACUGCCCCCGUAUACGCCCCUUGCACAACCAGGACCACUUAGUAUUCUACACCUCGGGGAACUCGGCGGCGCUUCCAACGACAUUUACGUUGCUGGCCGAUUUUCUAACAUUCUUCACUAUGAUCGCCGAAAUUUUGGCACGAUCAAGGACUCAAUCCACUCUGGCGCGCGCCUGUGCAGCAUGACAUCUCUUCCAUAUCCAUAUAACCACCUGGCUAGCGAAGGACGACGAAAAGGGCAAAUGUCUGUCGCAGAGGUCAAGGAAAGCAAAGAGCUGAAGGGCCACACAUUGGUCGCUUGCGGCGAAUACAACACCAAAGGCUCCUUGGAACUUUACGGACUGAGAAGCGGCGCCUCAUCCUCGUCGCCUCUGCUAAGCUCGGAGACUAUCAAAAAUCGCCAGACGUCCUCACCUUCAAAACUGCUGUCUGUUUCGAACCAUGGCACGCGUCUGGUUGUUUCUAAUGGCUCCGGGCUGAUAAAAUGGUUCGAGCGUGACGGGUUUACUGAAGUCCGAAAAUGCCGUGUCGGUCAGAGCAGAGCGGCUCAGGGUACAGGGCCAAGAACACUUGGUCCAGUGUCAGGUUGUGAAGAUAUGGCACGGAAGCUACUCCCGAUCGCCCACAAGGAGACAAUUAAGAAUAAUGAGAUUUUGUUCUGGACUGGCGAGAGGCUCGGUCUUGUAGGUUUCUCGGCCAGGUCAGGCUUUACCGCUGACGAAUUUGAGCAGGAGGCCAAGUCGGCAAUGGAGCUCGAACAGGAGCGGGUAGAGCGUGGUUAUAGGGAGGGCAUGCGCCUUGCGCUGCAGCGUCAGGCCGAGGAUGUUAGAUUUGUCCGGGGGCUGGGCCUCGGGGCUGCUAUGUAGGUAAUUAGUAAAACCCAAUACUGUUGGCCAUGACUCCUCCUAGGUGUUCCCCUAUAAUCCCCAACCCAGAGAAUCAAAAAGGUUUUCGGCAUAAUUAUAAGCUCUGCUGUG
This is a messenger RNA of Pyricularia oryzae 70-15, 2980 nucleotides long. RefSeq names its product F-box domain-containing protein. The record is from RefSeq and is a predicted model, not a curated record. Gene Ontology annotation, biological process: protein polyubiquitination. The coding region runs from base 938 to 2869 and encodes 643 amino acids. The transcript is spliced from 2 exons. NCBI's taxonomy places the organism in Eukaryota, Fungi, Ascomycota, Sordariomycetes, Magnaporthales, Pyriculariaceae. Gene Ontology annotation, molecular function: protein binding.